This is a messenger RNA of Sphaeramia orbicularis (orbiculate cardinalfish), 1747 nucleotides long. It is a transcript of the gene leng1, whose product is annotated as leukocyte receptor cluster (LRC) member 1. The record is from RefSeq and is a predicted model, not a curated record. NCBI's taxonomy places the organism in Eukaryota, Metazoa, Chordata, Actinopteri, Kurtiformes, Apogonidae.
AUGUGUAAUGUUUACUUCCUGCGUGGUUUCGUCUUCCUGUGAGCUAAAAUAUCUGCUGCAGCCUGCAGGAUCAGCUCAUCUUUACUCAAGUCAGUAAAAGUAUUUGGCCUUUUUCCAUGUUAACGUUCUGUAAUUAUAUGUUUUUAUAAGACAAUGGGUCUGCUGUUAACGUCAACAUUAAGUAAUUAAGUAGUUUAAGUAAAGUGCAAAGUAGGCUAACUGUAGCUAAUCUGGUGGAAGCAAUACCGUUUUAAAUGAACGAAUAUUAGCUGUGGGUCCUUUUUCCGUCUUCACAUUUAUGUGAUAUUAGUGUCUCCUAAUAUUUCAUAUCUUGCUAUAAACGCUCAUUUUGUUAGUUUUCCCACCUUCGGUCGAUGCUAGUUACCGGCUAGCGACGUGUUAGCUUACUGUAUUAGUCUGUCACAAAGGCAACAAUGAAUAUCCUUCCGAAGAAAGAGCUGCAUGUCCGCAACAAAGACAACUUCAGUGUGCGGAGGGAUGAGGCCAAAGCAGCAGAAGAGGAGCUCGAGGCCAAGCGUCGAGUUGAACGUGCAGAACAAGAGGCACGUACAGAGUAUCUGAGAAGGAAGGGCUCGAGAUACGCUCCAGUCAAGCAGAGGAAGGGGGGUGAUGGUGAUGAUGAUAAUGAACGGAGCGAAGGGGAGUCCUGCUGUGAGCAUCUCAAUCUUUCCCUGUGGAGGAGUCUUCAGAGAAAAAAGGGGAACGCGGAGUAUCUCAGAGAAAGAAAAGAGGAAAGGAAAAGCAGGGAACGUGCCAUUGGUUUACUGGUGUCUCUGGGACCCCAACCUGGUUCAGAGGUUACUCCAUGGUAUAGAAAACUGGUGAAAAAAAAGAGGAGAGGAGUGAAAAAGAGAAGAGGAAAACACUAACCUGAGGAGGAGAGGGAAAAGAAGGAGCGUAGACUGAAGGACAGUUUGGACCCAUUAAAAGAUAUAAAGAAAGCUCUUGGUACAAAUGGCAGGAGGGAGCAUAAGAGCAAGAAGAAGGAAAGAGAGAUAAGGGGAAAAGAGGAGCCCGGAGAGAGUGACGAGCUGUCUUUUUUAGUUUCCAUAGAAAGAUUACGUGCCGAGCGUUUACAGAGGGAAGCUGAAGAACGGAGGAACCAGGCCCUGCUCGAUCAGAGGAGCGGAAAAGGAAAAGAUUCAGGGAGAGAAAUGAAUGACAGAGACAGACCCUACAACAGUGCUUACUUCCCAGAACUUGCGAAGCGUCAGAGGCGGGAUCGAGACAGCUGGAGAGAGAGAUAUUAAAAUCCUGAACCUUCUGCUGGUUGACCCUGAACUCUGUGGACUCUACAGAGCUGGAGUUGGUGGUUGAUUUGUUUUCAACUCCACCAGAAGGUAACAUGGAGAGUGUCAUGGGUUUUUACCUGGACCUGGCACUGUCAGAAAGGUCAGUGAUGAUGCAGUGUACAGCUGCUGGUCAUAUAUUUUUGUCUACCUAGCUCCACGGAGAGGUCAGAGGUCAGGUUCAUUUCCAGCUACCUGAGCCCCUGCGGUGAUUUGCUCAUGAACACGUCAGCAGGGCAGAUGGUUGCAAUCACAGGGGGCUUCAGGCCUCAGAGAACAACACUCAGUGACAGACUGGUAGUGUGUUUGUCCACUGGUUUGGUGUUUAAUUAUCUGCUAAAGUCAAAGAAAAUAUCCAGCUCUGUCUUAUUUCAUAUAUUUGUUGUACAUUUGUACAUCUGUUCAGAGUGAAGUAAUAAAUCCAGCAUGGCACCAUA